Molecule: messenger RNA, 1839 nt
Organism: Enterobius vermicularis (human pinworm)
Lineage: Eukaryota; Metazoa; Nematoda; Chromadorea; Rhabditida; Oxyuridae
Source: the annotation of a GenBank genome assembly
AUGAGUGAGUUUGUAGAAGCAAGCCUUGAAAGGCUUAUACCAGUUUUUGAACUCCUGCAAACCAUCGGAUUAUUUUCAAAAAUUGAAGUUAAACGAUUUGUAAAACGAUGCCGGAAUUUUGAGUAUCGUCUUCAGAAAACUCGUAAAGAUCCGAAUGAUUUCCUACUUUAUGCAGAUUAUUUACACGGCGCUUUAAAGUUGGUACGUUUAAGGAGGAAGCUGCUGAAUUAUAAAAUGAAAAAUAGCGAAGUAGUAAAGCCAAUGAAAGCAAAAAUUGCGUUUUUGUACAAAACAGUUACUUCUCGCUUCCCGGGUAGAAGAUAUCUCUGGCGAAAAAUGAUAGACUUCUUGAGAGAAGAAAAAAUGCGUAUAGGAUGUAGCGAAACAUACUUCCGAGUUUUACAAGUAGUUCUGGGAAAUGACAUUCAGUUACGCGUAGAGGGAGCUUUGUGGGAGUUCGAACAGAACAACAGUAUUGAUAAUGCAAGAUUACACCUUCAGAUGGGUCUUCGUUUAGCUCCUGAAGCAGCAUCCUUAUGGAUUUGUUUUUUAAAGAUAGAAAUUAUGAAUGUUCAGAGGCUAAUGGAACGUAAAAAGGUUCUUACUGGGGAAGAAGGGAAGAAAAGUACCGGAACAGCUCUCUUUAAUGAUGAGGAGGAAGAAUCUGAUAAAAGGAAUGAGGAUUCUUUUAAAGAUUCUGACCCAGUUAUGAAUUUCAAACUUGCAGAAAUAGUUGUCGACCACGCGCUACAAAAUCCUGCAAUUAAGGACAAGAAGGGUUUGCUAUUGGAAAUGUGGAGGUGUACUUUUUGCUUCAAAGAGGUUGCUCAACAACUAGAAAAAGAUACUUAUAACAGGUUAUGGUUGCCAGGGCAGGUUUGCGAGGAGAGUUGGAUUGCCUGUUAUGAAAGGACAACAGAUCAGGACCCAUACGGAAUAUUGGACGAAGCUUGCGAACAUUUUGAUACUGAAAAGAUGCUUAGGUAUUACAUUGAGCUAGGGUUUUUUAGGAAUUACUGUUUUAUCUAUAGUAUUUUAUUAACUUUUCGAAUAGCUCAAUUUUUUUCAGAUAUAUAUGCAACAAUUAAGCUAAAAGAGCUGCUGUCUCGGCUCCACCGUAAGGGUUUUGCUCAAAUUGAAGAUUAUAAAAAGUUAUUAUCUUACGGUGAGGAUCAGGAGGAGAAGAUUCAGUUUGUAGAGGCGGCUUUGGAGUGGUUCCCGUCAUCAUCUUUCUUAUGGACAGAACUUAUUAAAUUAAAAAUGGCACAAAAUACCAACAUUAAAGAAGUGGAACUUUUAUUCAAUGAAGCUGAAACCAAGGUAGAAUUGAAAGAAAUACUUCCGCUGUAUCAGUUGGCAAUAGACUGGGCUAUUGCCAACGUCCCCUCUAAAGUGGAUGCCGUAUUUGAAAGAGCCAUGCUAGUGAGCUGUCCUGAGGUCUCCUCAGAAAUAAGAUGCAUCAGAUUAAAGUAUUGUAAAGCUGCGUUCCCGAAUGAUCCAUCUGUUUUUCGUGAGGAAUACAGGAAAUUAUACUCGAGUCCUCCAAACAGUCGAAAAUUCUAUGAAACUUAUAUUGAACUGGAGAGGAAGAUUAUGGUUCCUGAUAAUAAAAGAAUACGAUCUGCUUUUGAAGAUUAUGUGACUGAUCUUGGCACUACUGAUUACAACUGUUGGAUCGAGUAUGCCAAAUAUCUGUUAACAGUAGAUCCGUCCGCGCGGGCUUCAGCAUGUAUACCGAAAGCGGAAAGCGACUCCUUUACAGAAGCUUGGGUUGUAAUGCUUCGAGAAAGUCAACCUUCAAAUGUGGAACAGGCUCAGAAAAGCGCAGCCAGAAACUAA